AGUUCAUCUGUUAUAAUCAUCAGAGUUUUCACAGGAUCACUUGUGCGACUAAUAUGAACGAGCAUAGCUCUCGUUCUCAUGCUAUCUAUACGGUUACAAUUGAAUGUAGUGAACAAAAUUCUGAAAGCAAGCCUUUGAUUCGGCAAGGUAAACUACAUCUAGUCGACUUGGCCGGAUCAGAGAGACAAUCGAAGACGGGUUCUACCGGAAAGCAUCUUCAGGAAGCAAACAAGAUCAAUCUCUCUCUUACAACGCUUGGAAAUGUAAUCUCAGCCCUAGUUGACGGAAAAUCCACCCAUGUACCUUAUAGGAAUUCCAAAUUGACCCGACUUCUUCAAGAUUCCCUGGGUGGAAAUUCGAAAACGACAAUGCGGUUUUCUAUGAAUCUCGAAAGCCUACUUACAAACACAAAUAGUGUUCUUACUAUUCUCAAUACUUAG
Protopolystoma xenopodis is the source of this 440-nucleotide messenger RNA. Lineage: Eukaryota; Metazoa; Platyhelminthes; Monogenea; Polystomatidea; Polystomatidae. The record is from the annotation of a GenBank genome assembly.